GACCGUGCAAACCGAGCAGCAUCGGAGCUGUUCUGGACGUUGCCCAAACUGCGACCGUGUCCUGGCAGCCCGGAGCAGGAGCGGAGUAUUACGUCGGCCUGAUGACGUCUUCAUCGGGCCACGCUAGCCGCUGCUCCACCAACCUGACCGGCUGCCAGCAGAGCUCCCUGCAGUGUGGAGAGGAGUACAACGUCACCGUCGUUGCAGUUGGAGAGACGUGUAACAGCUCCGCUCAGAUGGCGGGGUACCUCACCACAGCUCCCUGCCUGCCCAGCCAGCUUCAUGUUGACGUCAGCUGCGAGUCUGACGGUGACGCUGCGGUGUCCUGGAGCUCAACCUCCGGCGCAGCAAACGUUUCGCUGAAGGCCCUCGUUGGAGGGACUCUUCAAACUCUGUGCACCACCCAGCAGAGCGGCUGUAACGUGACAGGUUUAAGCUGCGGGGAGACGUACAGUCUCAGCCUCGCCACCAGCAACGAGCAGUACAGCCUCACUGCGCCGGUGCAUGUCAACCUCACCACACGGCCCUGCCCUCCUCAGAGUGUGGCCGUCAGCAUGCAGUGUGGCUCUCGUACCGCUGACCUGUCCUGGGAGGGACAACCUGAUGUUGAGCUGUACACAGCAAGUGCAAUCAAARCUUCAGGGGGAGACGUAACAAAAUACAACUCCACAGGCUCGAGCUGUCGGUUUUCUGGCCUGGACUGUGGAGAAACGUAUACCUUUACAGUCAGAGCGUACGGUCAGGGCUGCUGGAGCCUGACCAGUAACACCGUACUCAUCCAAACAGAGCCUUGUCAGCCUGUGAGUGUUUCUGCUCAGAAGGUCUGCGACAGUGAGGAGGUCCAGAUGUCCUGGCACCAAGCAGCCGGUGCUGUGAAUUAUGUGGUUACAGCCAGAGGAAACCUUGGACACRUGGAGGUCUUCAACACCAACCAAACUGUUCUUUCAGCCACUUUACCUUGUGGACAACACUAUAAUGUGACUGUUCAAGCACACGGCAGCAAGUGUGACAGCAUCUCCAGUACUCCUUUCUGCUUCAAAACUGGUCCAUGCACUCCCUCACACGUGGCUCCCUCUCUGCAGUGUGAGAUGGACAGAGGCUCUGUCAGCUGGAGUCCCAGUGAUGGUGCUGAAUCAUACGUUGCUGUAGCAACUGGCCAGGACGGCCACGCUCACCAGUGCCUCUCCAACACCACUUCCUGCACGUGGACCGACCUGCACUGUGGGGACGUGUACACUGUCGUAGUGCACGCCAAGGCUGACAACUGCAGCAGCCUGCCAAGCAACAGCUCUGUCAUCCACAUGGAGCCUUGUCAGCCUGUGAGUGUUUCUGCUCAGAAGGUCUGCGACAGUGAGGAGGUCCAGAUGUCCUGGCACCAAGCAGCCGGUGCUGUGAAUUAUGUGGUUACAGCCAGAGGAAACCUUGGACACGUGGAGGUCUUCAACACCAACCAAACUGUUCUUUCAGCCACUUUACCUUGUGGACAACACUAUAAUGUGACUGUUCAAGCACACGGCAGCAAGUGUGACAGCAUCUCCAGUACUCCUUUCUGCUUCAAAACUGGUCCAUGCACUCCCUCACACGUGGCUCCCUCUCUGCAGUGUGAGAUGGACAGAGGCUCUGUCAGCUGGAGUCCCAGUGAUGGUGCUGAAUCAUACGUUGCYGUAGCAACUGGCCAGGACGGCCACGCUCACCAGUGCCUCUCCAACACCACUUCCUGCACGUGGACCGACCUGCGCUGUGGGGACGUGUACACUGUCGUAGUGCACGCCAAGGCUGACAACUGCAGCAGCCCGCCAAGCAACAGCUCUCUCAUCCACAUGGAUCCCUGCACGCCUCAGAAUUUGUCUGCUGCUGUGAGCUGUAAUCUGAAGGCCGUGACUCUGAGCUGGGCUGGCAGCGAUGGAGCGGAGCAGUAUUUUAUAUCAGCUCAGACUGGAGUCACGUCAMUUAGUUUCAACACUAACACCACUAAAGUCCUCAUCUCUGAGUUUUUCUGUGGAAAACUCUACAACCURACGGUCACACCUCAAAACCAGCACUGUACCGGCAGCUCAAGUGCACAGACCUCUGUGCAGACAUGGCCAUGCGUACCAUCAGGAAUCUCUACCACGCAGAAUUGUACCUCUGGCAUCGUCACGAUAAUCUGGCAGGCCAGCGAUGGUUCGAACAGCUACACAGCAUCCAUGCAGUCAGACUCCGGCAUCUUAGAAACGUGCACUUCGGGAAACAGUUGGUGCAGCCUUCCUCCUCUGCCGUGUGGGCAUAACUUCUCUGUGUCGGUCACAGCAUCCAACCAGCAGUGUAGCAUCACCUCCACUGAGACCACCAGCCUGCAAUCAGUGCCAUGUGUUCCCACUAACGUCUCAGUGCUCGUGGACUGCUCCAACAACUCUGCUGCUGCGACCUGGUCUCCCAGUCGCGGUGCCACGCAGUACCUGCUGUUGACCAACAGCAGUCACGUCGACAGCAGCUGCCAGGCCUCCGACCUCAGCUGCCUCACGUGCGGCAGCAGCUACGUCAUUCAGGUCGCAGCCAGAGAUGACAGUUGCCUCAGCGCGCCCAGCCAGGCCGUGGUGUUUGACUCAGGACCCUGCCAGCCUCAGAACCUGAGUGCCCAGCUCAGCUGUUCGUCCAACGACCUGACCAUUUCCUGGGAUGCUGUUAGAGAAGUCGACCACUUUCUGGUGUCAGUAACCGACGGGAACGGAGGAACUACUGAGAUCUGCAACACCACGAACCCUGCGUGUUCCACGAGCAACGUAACAUGUGGGAAUACGUUCGCCGUUCAGGUCACCUCAGUGAGAGGCGGCUGUCACAGCGAGCAUGUUCAGUCCCAGGUGAUACAGUCAGCUCCAUGCCAGCCUCAGGGAGUCAAAGGGGACCUCAACUGUGUGACCAACUCUGCCUGGAUCUCAUGGAGUGCCUCUCCUGGGGCGGAGAGCUACACCGUGUUGGCUGUAGGAGAAAACCACCGAGCCAACUGCACCACCUCCACCAACACUACAUGUGAGGUGGAAGACCUGGCCUGUGGCGUUCUCUAUAACUUCACUGUCACUGCAAAAAACAGCCACUGUCAGGGUCCACCAAGUGCCUCCAUCAGCUUGCAGACAGCACCUUGCUCGCUCUCAAGUAUCACCGUCUUGRCUCAGUGCCACAACUCCUCCAUCCUCGUUGUGUGGGACAGCCUCGGGGGAAACACUGUGUACACCGCCACAGCAGUAGCCAGUGACCUCACCUCCUUGACUUGCAAUGACACGGGCAGCAGCUGCAGCCUCCACGGAGCCCAGUGUGGCCUCCGGUACACCAUCAGUGUUGCUGCUUCCACAGACCACUGCAGCGACUUGAGGAGCCCUCCCUACAGGAUUAGCAUGGAGCCCUGUCCACCUGCAGAUGUGACUGUGAUCGCCUCCUGUGAGGACCGUAACACUCUGGUCUCCUGGACUCCUUCUCUKGUUGCUGAAACCUACCAGGUCGUGGCCACGGCUGCGGACGGACAGCGACACAYGUGCAACACCACCGCCAACAACUGCAGCCUGUCAGAGCUGGUCUGUGACCAGCAGUACACUGUGACGGUGACAGCCAGCCAUGAGAACUGCUCCAGCCAAGCCAGCCCGAGUGCCAGUCUGAACACAGGUGCCUGCCAGCCAAGUGGACUGUCAGCGACUCACCUCUGUGAAAACCAAGCUGCAGUGUUAACGUGGACACCCAGUGAGAACGCUGAGGAGUACUACGUCUACGCUCAGGCUGAUAACGGAGACAUGCUCUAUUGUAACAACUCCAACCCUACCUGCACUAUCCAGGGGCUUGGUUGUGGAAUAGUGUACAACUUCUCAGUGCAGGCCUCAGAUGGGACGUGCAACAGCUCCCGCAGUGCCCCUUUACGGACAGGAGCAGUCCCCUGCCCUCCAGCAGCCACUCAGGUGCAGCUGACGCCGAUGGUCAUGGAGAUCCAGGUGUUGCGCUUCAGCUGGACACAGACGCCCUGCGGGGCAACGGAGAACCAGCUGACUUUGACGGGAAAUCUGCAGGGAGACAACAGCUCUCAGUUCGAGCUCUCGUCCUACUGGACAAAAACAUCCUACUUUGAAAUCCCUCUUCCCUGCAGCUCAUACUACCUCGCCACRUUGCAGAGCAGGAAUGCUGCCGGCGUGAGCAACAAGUUCGUGUCCMUGAAUGGAACAACAGCACCUUGCCCCCCAACGGGCGUGUCGUACAGUGGCAACAGCUCRUUUGCCACAGUUUCAUGGACUGCUUCGGUGUUUGCCAGCACGUACACCAUAUAUGACAACAGCGUAAYGCCAAAGACCCAGCUGUGCGCCACCACAGGGCUGUCCUGCUCUCUGGCCAACAUAGCUUCCAGCAAUCUGCUGAUCACAGCCAGCAACGCAGCAGGAGAAAGUGAGCCGGUGUAUAUCACUCAAGUUACAACACAUGCACGGAGGAAGAGGGAUCUCAGUGGGCACGUGUCAGACCAUGCUCCACUGCUGAGCGUCACACAGGUCACCUCAACAAUUACCUUCCUUCAGUGGUCUGCAGUGGAGCACGCCACCUUCUACAACCUGYGGAUCACGAAGCAGCACGGCUCCAACAGGAACCAGAACAUGAACGUGUACGGGGAGAGCGUCAUCCUCACCGACCUCAGCCCCAAGUCUAAUUACUGUUUCUCWGUGUUCGCCGUCUACGCAGCUGGGAGUGGGCCAGAGUCUGAGUCUACCUGUGUGCAAACAGGUGUUACACAGUAAAUAWGGUUUGGCUUGAUAAACUAAAGCUUUUUAAAAUGACAUAUCCAGCACUUAGUUGUAUUAGCCAAUAAAAAUGUUUGAAUAGAACAGWAUAUGCUGCAGUUUGCCAUAAAACUCCACUUUGGUUUCAUUUGCAUGUUUAUUAUUCUUUAAAAUACAUCGGUUUUCUGUUGGUUGACUUCAUUUUUAUAUAAACCCUGUUCUUUAUUUAGUUUUUUUCUACAGCUUAGAGGUAAAGUAUCAGGACCUGUAUAAACAUGAGCAACAUAUGUACUUUGUAACAUUUCUAAAUUUGUAUUUUUAAAAUAUAUAUUCAUGCUACAUUUUAAAUAAAGUUCUGAAAUACCAGUCUUUUUUGAUCAAUACAUAUUGUGUUUUUAACUUUGUGCAUGUUGCUGCAUGCUGUUUUUUAAAUCAARAGGAUUCUUUUUUUGUAAAAGUGUUUUAUUAGAAAACAAAAUGCAACAGAGCAAUAACUCAAACACAACACAAGCAGGGGGGCUGGGUGUGUGUGGUAAAAAUAAACCUUUGGAGUCUGCCCUUCAGGGGAUUAAAACAUUCUCAGACUGUCUACAAACAAUCACGGACAGAACUGUUCAGCAUUGGCUCAGCUGCAUCAUUUUCACGCUUCAGUCUGAAUUUAAACCGAUGACAAAUCCACUUCUGUCCAGUCUUAGAAGUAAGCUAUUUUGUGCAGGUGGAAAAUUUACAACCCAUUACAAAUUAAAUCCAGAAAAUGCUGACGGUAUGAAGCUGAGCCUUCAAGUUCAAUUCUGUUGCAUAACGGUGUGUGAACAGACGCUGCACAUUCUGUACAAACCCAUAUCUUUUUGGGGGCAAAACAAA
Messenger RNA from Austrofundulus limnaeus, 5591 nucleotides. RefSeq lists its product as uncharacterized. Gene Ontology annotation, molecular function: protein binding. Lineage: Eukaryota; Metazoa; Chordata; Actinopteri; Cyprinodontiformes; Rivulidae. The record is from RefSeq and is a predicted model, not a curated record.